Molecule: messenger RNA, 309 nt
Organism: Oikopleura dioica
Lineage: Eukaryota; Metazoa; Chordata; Appendicularia; Copelata; Oikopleuridae
Source: the annotation of a GenBank genome assembly
AUGGGACUCUUUGAUAAGAAAUCUAAGCAUGUCAGAGAACUUGUAAAGUACACAAUCGCAUUCGAUGGAAACGCUCCACUGGCAAAACGAGCUGACUACCGACGAGCCUACUCGACAGAAUACGUAAACGUCAUCGGAAUGACUGAAGAUUUCAAGUUCAUCACGGAAGAGACGCCCCUCAGAGUUGUCAAAUCCUGCGACAGUGUGGAUUUGCUAGCACAAGAUCACAACCAAGGAAUUCUCGAUUUCGCUCGGUUCAUGAAAGAUAUUCGCGACUCCAUCGUCGAUGGUGGAAUGAUGAACGUCUAA